This is a messenger RNA of Gongylonema pulchrum, 408 nucleotides long. NCBI's taxonomy places the organism in Eukaryota, Metazoa, Nematoda, Chromadorea, Rhabditida, Gongylonematidae. The record is from the annotation of a GenBank genome assembly.
CUGAUAAAAUCCUUAAUUUUCAGUCACUGGACACGAAUACUUCUCAUUAUUCUUGCUGUGGUUGCAGUGACCCUGUGCUGUUUGGUACCAUGUAUAUGUGCGCUUGGAAUUUGGUUUGCCGGAUGGUUCGGCUUACGUAGUCGAGCUGAUAACAAGCCCAGUAGCAGCAGUUCCCCGAUCAGUAAUAAUUCAUACGCGCCUCAACAACCGAUCAUGCCACAGCAACAACCACAGAUGGCAACAAUUUUACCGCAAAAUUCUAUUCCAUCCGGAUCAACCAGUCCGCGGGAGCGCGUUGAUACAUAUGUAUACGAGGAGAAACGAAGCGAUCAUUUCUAUCACAGACAACCAUCACCACGACCUCAUGAUACCGAAUAUCGCCGAUAUUAUACCUCAUCAAGGCUAUAG